CACCGUUUGUCCGGAAUCAAUUGGGUUUCCUAACUUGAUUUAGUGAGCUCGGUGGUGUGCCCUAUCUCUCAAAUUGAAUUUUCCCCGGCAUUAGACCGACGGAUGGUUCAAACCAUGUCUCUUGAUUGGCCGCUGGAUUCCUGACGUCAUAGGUCCGCCCCCUUGGUUCCGCUGCUCUCAUCCACAAUACCCACUUUCUAACCCUAGGAAUAAUAUACAGUUACAGCUGCUUAUUCAAUACUGGUACAGCCUCUUCGUCUGAUUGAGUAGGUUGGAGAAAAGUAUUUAAUCAUAAAAUUGUUGGUUUACAAUUGAAUAUGAAUUUAGAAGUAACCUUUAUCUGUGGUUUAAAUGUGGAGCAAGUUACCGUAUGAUGAAACCCUUGAAAUCACAAUCUGGAAAGAGUUAAAGCGAAAACUUUUUCUACAGAUCAAAAAAGUGCCUUGGCACAAAUAAAAACAUUUUUUUCUGAAAACUUACAUUCUCUGUCGGCUCACCGUCCUACUCCUGUAGUUCUGUGAUGAUCAUGAGCUACAGUAUGAAUCCUGUUAAUCUAUCUAAAGUAGAGAUUAAGACUGAGGAUGUGACGAACCACACUGCGAUAAAGAAGCACACGAUUGACGCCAUCCUUGGUUUACCUCGAUUAGGCAGUUGCUUGCAGGCAGACGAUGCAGAUAUGGACGGAGAGAGUAGGGAGGGAUACGAUAGAUCUGAGGGUGAAGGGGAGGGGGAGGGUGGAAUCAGUCCUGAAGGAGACGAUGAGAACAAGAAGAAGCACAGGAGGAAUAGGACAACCUUCACCACCUACCAGCUCCACGAGCUCGAGAGGGCGUUCGAGAAGUCUCACUACCCUGAUGUAUACAGUAGAGAGGAACUGGCUAUGAAGGUUAAUCUUCCAGAAGUCAGAGUCCAGGUAUGGUUCCAGAACCGACGAGCAAAAUGGAGAAGACAGGAGAAGAUGGAAGCUGCAAGGUUAGGGUUACAUGAUUACCAACUUGGGGGUCUCAGACCAGGACUAGGACUAGAACCCUGGCUCGGCCCUCCCCUUUCCACCCUUAGCCACGCCCUCCCUGGUUUCCUCUCACACCCCCAGGCAGCCUACGCCUCCUAUCUGACCACACCGGUAUCAGCAUCAAUCGGUCUCUCUUCUCUAUCAUCACAUAUGGCCUCAACUGCUCCCGCCCCUGUUUCCCCAGCAACAUCAGAUGGUCGUCUUUCUCCAGGAAUGGAGACUCCAACUUCUAUCAGUCUACCCUUUCCUCUCUCAGAGCAUAGAAUUUCAAGCAUUAACGCUCUUAGAUUGAGAGCAAAGGAACAGAUGGAACUUUUUAGAGAAAAUGGGUUCGCCCGUUAGAACAUUUUUUGCUCGCCCUGCUUUAUAUUUCCCCCAACAGUCAAUACUAGUUUUAAAAGAGGGAAAUAAACGUUACAGACAUUCUAAACAUGUUGGAAUCAUUUUAUUGGUUUAUAUUUGGGUUUUGGACUUAUAAAAUGCAUCAAAAGUAGUUCGAACCCGACACAGUUCAGCUAAACUCAGAAAAAAGAGAUUCCACUGUUACCCUUAAAGCAUCAUAACCAGUGAAAAAGUGUGAACAUGGUAAUACACAAUAAACAUUAAAUAAAUUAGUCUGUGGCGGCUUAAACUUAAACAAUAAACUGCAGUUACUACAGAAAUACCACACGACGAUGCACGCUGAAAGUUUGGUGAUAUAUAUUAGUAGAAUAAAACAAGAAAACAUUUAAUGUAAGAGCUGAUUAAUCUUGUUUUAUUUAAGUAAUUCUUUUAAUUUUGAACGUUGUCUACCUUCGACCCAGUUUGCACGCUUAUAACACUUUAUGAAUUAAAUAAAAUGAAUUACU
Molecule: messenger RNA, 1860 nt
Organism: Eurytemora carolleeae
Lineage: Eukaryota; Metazoa; Arthropoda; Copepoda; Calanoida; Temoridae
Product: retinal homeobox protein Rx1
Exons: 3
Coding region: 521-1354 (277 amino acids)
Biological process (GO): positive regulation of transcription by RNA polymerase II
Molecular function (GO): RNA polymerase II cis-regulatory region sequence-specific DNA binding; DNA-binding transcription factor activity, RNA polymerase II-specific
Source: RefSeq, a predicted model, not a curated record